Molecule: messenger RNA, 1278 nt
Organism: Paramecium tetraurelia
Lineage: Eukaryota; Ciliophora; Oligohymenophorea; Peniculida; Parameciidae
Exons: 2
Biological process (GO): ubiquitin-dependent protein catabolic process; protein polyubiquitination
Molecular function (GO): ubiquitin protein ligase activity
Source: RefSeq, a predicted model, not a curated record
AUGAUUAGAGAGAGAUAAUUUGAAGUAAUUAAAACAUAAUAAGUAAAUUAACACCUAUUAUGCAGUAUUUGCAGAGAAGUGUUUUAUAAUCCAAUAAGAGCCACUUGUGGGCAUACUUUUUGUGGGACUUGCUUGGUUCGUUGGAUUCAGAUGAAAAAAAGUUGUCCUUUAUGUCGACAUAAACUUGAACGCAACUAUCAAUUCGACAAAGACAUUCUAGCAACCAAAAUUGUUGGUGAUAUUGAAGUCAAAUGUCUAAGAUGUUAAUCUUGGGAGGGAACCUUGGCUUAAUUUAAAUAACACAAAAAAUCAUAAUGCACUUAUAUCUCAACUAACAAUGAAAUCCAUCAGGAUGCUAUUGAAAUUGGAGAUGAUGAAGAAGAAUUUACAUUUGCUGGUCUAACAGAAGAAAACGAACCUAGAUAAUAAAUCAUCGAAAAUAUUGGGUAAUAAAUUUUGGCUUAGAUUGAUUAAUCCUAAAAUCCAGAAUCACAACAACCACUCUAAUAAAACCAGAAUCUAACUACCAUUCAAUAGGAUUCCCCUUAGGAAACUAAUGCAAAUAAAGAUCCAAUUUCUGAUCAAGUAGAAAAUCCAAAUAACAGUGAAGAAUUAAAUAUAGAGCUCUCGCAAAAGAAUCCAGAUAACAUCGAUAGUAAUAAUAAUAAGUCCUAAAAUGAUGAAAAUUAAAUUAAUAAUACAUUUGUUUAGGAUGACUCAAAUAAUUAAAAUAAUUCAAAUCAAUAAGUUGAGUAAAAAAUUAGCUAAGUUAGUGAAGUCAUUAAUCAGUAAUAGGAAUAACCUUAAAUUCCAGACUCUAAUCCAAAAGAUAUAUAAAUUGCAAAUUAAAUUAAUAAUUAACCUGAUGUAAUUGAACAAUAAGGGAAUGUACAAUAAGAGAAUGCACAAUAAGAGAAUGCACAAUUAGCAGUAGUGGAGAAUGAAUAGAAUUAAAUUCAAAAUGAAUCAAAGGAAGAUCAAUCAAAUUAGAAUAACGAAACUAAUCAAUCUAUAGUUGAGUAAUUUAAAAUAAAUGAUCCUGAUGUUGAAAUAAUAAAUCCUACUAUUAAGUACUAAAACAAUAAGGAACUUAAAUAGGUCAAAGCAAAUAAGAAAUUCAAAAUAAAUAUACUCAGAAAUAAUAAUAAUGUUAAAAUUGCAGAACCUAUGAUGGAGGAAAUAAAUGAUAACUUGUUUUAUGAAUUUGUUGAUUAGAUGAAAAAAGAAAUGGUUAAAAAACUAAGUGACAUCUAAUACUAUAAUACUUUGCUUGGAUGA